AAGUAAAAAUGGAGUCUAGACUGGUGGAGGAAGGGAAAGACGACGAUGCAAGCGAAGACGACAUUGAUCAUAUCUGCGAGGAUUUCUCUGAAAAGGUUAACAAGGAACUUAUCGCGCAUACUGUGAAUAGGAUCAGUAAAUCACGGGAGAACCGAUCAAGAGAGAUCUCUCGGGAGACGAGAUCGCGAGAAAUCUCGCGCGAGCUCCGAGAGAAGGAUAUGGAGGAUAGGUUGCGAGGGACGGAUGAUGAAGAGGGAGAGGAGAGAGGGUUUACAAGAACACGGAGACGACACCGUCAUCAUACCAGGGAGGAUAAUGAACAAGGUGGUACUAUGGUAAAUAAACUAGUGUGGAGUACACAAUCAAUUCUUUCAAGAGUAUCCUCAUUCUUCCCUCUUCUCAGAUCUUUCAGCAAACAUUCCUCCGACAGUGGUUUUCAGUCCUUGCCUCCGUCCCGUCCUCUCUCCCGUCGAUCCUCUCUCUUCUCCCUUGGUUCCAGCUCCAUCAACGAUACUUCAGAUUCAGACGAGGAGUUCAUGAGUCAUGUCAAGGUAGUCCCUGGAGGAGUAAUUACAGAUGAUUACACAUUGCUAGAACUCCUAGGAGAAGGUGCGUUUUCUAAAGUUUAUCUUGCCGAGUCUCAUGUUGAUAAAGGGGGUCUAGCCGCUGUUAAGGUGAUUAACAAGAAGGAGUUGUGUAAGGACGAGGACAAGAUGUUUCUGGUUGAGAAGGAGAUUGAGAUCAUGUCCCAACUAGACCAUCCAAAUAUUGUUAAAUUAUACGAGGUCUACGUCAACUCAGAAGAGGUCUGUUUGGUGAUGGAGCUGGCCAAAGGAGGAGAAUUAUUUGAUAAACUUCUAGAGUUUGGUAGUUUACAGGAACCCGUAGCUGCUAAACUAAUGAAUCAGAUUCUCGAAGCAGUGAAGUAUUUGCAUAGUCUGGGAAUUGUUCACAGAGAUUUGAAACCUGAAAACCUUCUUCUUUAUGAUAAUAAGUCUGAUUCUAAGGUGAUGGUGACUGAUUUUGGUUUAUCAGAUUAUGAAGAGGAACUGAGCCCUGAAUCUCCGGUUUGUGGAACCGCAACAUAUUUAGCUCCAGAGGUGAUAAAACGGUCUAGCUCUACCCGGGCCCAGGAUAUGUGGUCUCUAGGUGUUAUAUCCUAUAUAAUUCUCUGUGGAUAUCCACCUUUCUUCAGAGAUAAACAGGAUGAUGGAGAGGAAACUGAGUUGUUGAAACAGAUAGCGAGAGGAAAAUAUAAAUUUCACUCUAAUUUUUGGGAUGACAUCAGCCUUGAGGCGAAGGAUUUCGUGAAAGGUUUGAUGUGCCCGAACCCUGAGAGGAGGAUGACGGUGGAGGAGGCUCUGGAUCAUCCCUGGAUUAAAAACAGAACCAGAAAUUUUUUUGCUGAAAGUCUUCUGCACAGUUUACUGCAGGGAGUUGUUUUAUUUAUUCUAACCAUCUCCUUCUUCUCCUUAUACUUCUACAUUCUCUCCCACUACUUCAAUAUAGAAUACUACUUCGUCACAAAGGUUCAUGAACUAGUGGAUACAGGGAUGAGUUCUGUUCGUCAGGUUUUUAUCUCUUGUCUCCUCUAUCUCUCCAGCAUAUCCUCAACCCUAGAUAUUCAACCUCUCCUUAACCUCUUCUCCUAUCCUAUACCAACCUAGAAUUUUACUAGAUAAUAUGCUGGAAUAAACUGUUAAGAUUAAGUUGAACCCCGGCCUCAUGAUCCCCUUGAUGAACAACCUCGAUAAACUCUCUAGAUGGCCUCCAAAAAGGCCUCUCAAAGCAAGCUUUAAAGCUGACGCACAAACGGGCCUUCCGAUGCGAUUUCUUACAUGGCCUCCUCAAAGGGCCUCCAAGGGGAACAUCUCAAAAUGACCUCUAAAGAGGGCCUACUGCAGGGACGAACUUUCCAGGUGACCUCCAAAAAUUGCCUCCUACAGCACUCUCUUCAGGUUAUCUCCAGAUAGUCCCACUCAAGAUGAUCUCUAGAGAGAGUGUCCUUUGAUCCCCAGAACUCCUUCUUUCAAGAUGUCCUCUAACAAUGGCAUUGUCGGACAUCCUCCAUUUUAAGCUUCCAAACCCUCCAUCUUAAGCCUCCAAACCCUCCAUCUUACUUCUCCUUCAAGUUUACAAGAUUAAUUUUAAAGGAUAAGAUUUCAAUACCGAAAUAUAGUCAGAGUUCCAUUUUGGCAUUUAAACAUCCUAACUUUUGAAUGUUCAACAUACAAGUUUCUCAAGUCCUAUUCUUUAGAUUAGUUUUUAUUAUGAAGUGAAUAUCAUGAAUUCAUAUUUUUAGAAUUUUAUUUUUUGUUUGUUUUUAUAGGUCAUCUAGUUACAAUUUAAUACAUAUAUUUUUAUACAUUUUAUACAGAAUACAAUAUUUUUUUAUUUACAAUUAUACCAAAAAAUGACUCAUUUUUGUCUAACAUAGCUUGAAAUAGAUCUUUUGAAUUUAUAGAGUCGUAUGAAAUGAUUUCUUGUUAAAGAGUUCUCUAAAUAUGUGAUAAAAUGAGAGUUCAGCAUUUUUUUAUGAAAUUAUUUUAAUAAAGAUGUUUGACUGAAA
This is a messenger RNA of Eurytemora carolleeae, 2569 nucleotides long. RefSeq names its product aurora kinase. Gene Ontology annotation, molecular function: ATP binding; protein kinase activity. Bases 9 to 1667 code for a protein of 552 amino acids. Gene Ontology annotation, biological process: protein phosphorylation. The transcript has 17 exons. Lineage: Eukaryota; Metazoa; Arthropoda; Copepoda; Calanoida; Temoridae. The record is from RefSeq and is a predicted model, not a curated record.